Molecule: messenger RNA, 5247 nt
Organism: Magnusiomyces paraingens
Lineage: Eukaryota; Fungi; Ascomycota; Dipodascomycetes; Dipodascales; Dipodascaceae
Exons: 3
Coding region: 1-5247 (1748 amino acids)
Biological process (GO): DNA integration
Molecular function (GO): zinc ion binding; nucleic acid binding
Source: RefSeq, a predicted model, not a curated record
AUGACUUCCCGUGUCACAGUUCAACAGGUUAUGGGCCGCACUUCGGCUUAUAUUAAUCUUACUUCCUCUGAAAAACUCACUCCUCUCAACUAUCAUGUCUGGGCUACCAAAAUUCUUUUGGGUCUUCGUGCUAUGAAUAAUGGUGUCCACCUUUAUGUCGAAGCUGGUACUGUCAAUCCAGCUGCCAAUGAAUCCCUUGAAGACCUCACCGCCUCGCUUGAUACCGUCGUCCAUGAUGUCAUCCUCAACAAUAUUUCUCCUGAGUUGAUCGAACAUGUUAAUGAUGUGGCCAUUAGAGGCCGUGACCUCUGGCUUUACCUUCAUCAGGAGUAUAGUCAACUCCAACCCGCCGAUGUCAUCUCACUUAUGAAAUCCCUCUAUGCUGGCAAUAUUGAUGUUGGUCCAAAGUUUGUUUCUUCUGUUCGCUCUUAUGUUGCUACCUGGCGUUCCAUCUACCAAUCAUUGUCGCCUGAUUCGGUCGUGGCCUUCAACGCUUUGGCUUCAAUGGGUCCCAAUUGUGAGCGCUUCAUCCAGUAUGCCUUGGAGCACCGCUUUGAUAGUAACAACAAUACUGACAACCUUGAUAUUAACAACUUCAUCCGGAACACUGAUAAAUGGGCCAAGUUGUUGAAGAUUACUGGACCUCCAGCUACUCUUUCGACUGAAGCGUUCGUUGCUUCAUCAAAGAAGUACAAUAACAAAUCUAAGGGUGAUGGUAUUAAAUGUUUCCGUUGUAAGAGGCGUGGUCAUACUUCCAACAAUUGUCAUGUCUCUUGGGAAGAGGUUCAGGCUGCUCGCCAAGAUAAUAAGGAUGACAAGGAAUCUAAGGAGGCUAAAACCUCAAGAGGUUGGUUUGCUGAGACUAUUGAUGAAUUUUCUGAGAUAGUUGAUGAUGAUCCAUUUGUGAGUUCCGCUUUUGUGUCCGAGACAUCUGUUGUUUCUGAAAAGUUUGGUAACAGUUGCUCCGAGUCGUUUGAUGAUUUGGAAUCCGAACUUUUUGAUUCUUCUGAGCCGUGUGUCGGCGAUGAAGAUUGUUUUGUUGGUCAAGUUUCUGAGUAUUGUUCAAACUCAGGACUUGAUAUUGAUUCAGUUGGUAAACCGUUUGUUGGUUCCACUGAUGAUUCUUGUUUUAUUUCUGAACCGUAUGUCGGUUCUACUGUUGUUUGUUUGGAGUCUGAACCGUGUGUCAGUUCAGCUCCUAUUUGUUUUGAUUCUGAAUCGUUGGUCGAUUCGGAUAUUGUUCCUUUUGAUUCUGAACCGUUGGUCGGUUCUUCUUUUAUUUCUUGUUCUGAUUCUGAACCGUUGGUCGUACAUCACGUUUUUGUUGCUGAAUCUACUACUUCUGCUGAGGCCAACUUAGUUGUUGGGACUGAUUCUUUUGACUUUAUCCAUGAUACCGGUGCUACCAGUCACAUUUGCAAUAACAUCUCAUAUUUUUCUUCUCUUCGUCCCACUUCGGCUACCAUUCGUGGUCUUGGUUCUGCUACUGCUGAGGGGGUUGGCGACAUUGUCGUUGAUCUUCUUGGUAAAGAUGACCAGCCUUGUGACCGCGUUGUUCUUCGAGAUGUUUUAUAUGUUCCUAAGAUUCCUCGCAAUUUAUUUGCUGCUCGUCGAGCUACUGCUGGUGGUUGUCGGUUCAUUCAAGACCUUAACCAUAUUUCUGCUGUUGAAAAUGGCAAAACUCGAGUCCACGCCAUUGCCAUGGGUGACUUGUACUUUUGUCGUUUCCGAGUUGUUUUGCCUUCCAAGCCUGUCCAUGAGGUGUUUGCUGUUGAGUCGUCUGCCAAUCUUUGGCACAAGCGACUUGGUCACGCCAGUGUGGACGUUCUCAAGAAAUUAUCUAAGUCACUUUCUGUCAAGCCUACUCAUUUUGAGGUUGUGGAUAGUCAUAAGUGUGACGCUUGCUUGGGUGGCAAAGCCACAGCAUUGCCAUUUAAUGGUACCACAGAAAAAGCUAGUCGUCCUUUGGAAUUAUUUGUUUCUGAUUUGAGCGGUCCUCAUGUCGCUACCCCUGUGGGUCAUCGUUAUGUCUUAACCAUUAUGGAUUAUUAUUCCAGGUACUCUUAUGUGGAGUUGUUGGUUAGGAAAAGUGAUGCAAGUCUUGCCAUUCGUAACUUUAUUGCUAGGUGUGAAUCUUAUUUUUCUGGUGAUUCUGCUGGUGAUCGAGUUGCAUAUUUUCAUUCCGAUAAUGGCGGCGAAUACAUUUCCAAAGACCUGGAGCAGUUCUUUGUGUCUAAGGGUAUCAAGCAUACUUAUACAGUUCCUCAUACUCCUCAACAAAAUGGUGUUGCUGAGCGAUUGAAUCGCACAUUAUUUGAGAAAGCCAAGUCUAUGCUUUUAUAUGCUCAUGCUCCUGAGUAUUUAUGGGGUGAAGCUGUCAAGUCUGCUAAUUAUAUUAGGAACCGUCUUCCUAGUCGUACCACUGGUGGUGUUGCACCUCUUCAACUUUGGACUGGUAAACCUCCUAGUUAUCACCAUAUGAAAGUAUUUGGUUGUCAAGCUACAGUUGUUCUUCCUGGUGCUAAAAGAGAAUCUAAGUUAAGUUCAAAUACUGAAGCUGGUGUUUUUGUUGGGUAUUCUUUGGAUCGUACAGCUUAUCGAGUUCUUCUUGAUUCAAGCAUUGUUGAAGCCAGGAGUGUUUACUUUGAUGAGUCCAAGUUUCCAUUUAUGAAAAGUGAUAAGGACUUGUCUAUUAAUGGUACUGGUGUUGGGUUUAGUGUUGGUUCUGGUUCAGGGUCCAUGUCAGGACCUUGUUUUGAUUCUAAGGGGACUGGUUUAGGAUCUAAUGUUAGGGUUAAUUCUAUUGCUAGUUCUGAUUUAAGUUCUGGUUCUAGUUUUGGGUCUCAUAGAUCUUUACCAGCAUCCUCAUCUGGUUCUGGUUCUGGUUCUGGUUCUAUGUGUGCUUUACCGUCUCCGUCUCCGUCUUCUUCUCCGUCUCAUUCUCCGUCGCCGCCUCCUUCUUCUUCUUCUUCUAUUAUUGUUCAUAAGCCUCGUUCUGUUCGUCGCAUUUUGUCUACACCUUCUGCUCCUCUUGAGUCUCCUACUCUUCCUUCUAUUCCUUCUGUUCCAUCUCUUCCUAGUUCUCCUAUUCUUCCACCUUCAGAUCAUGAAGUCUCUAUCUCUCCUGACUCUAGUCCUAUUAUUUCUUCUUCGGAAUAUAUUCCUUCACAAUUAGACUUAUCUGAAGCUGGUCCAUCUAUUAAUGAAUCUGAUAUUUCAGGUGAUUCUGGGAUCUCGCAACGAGGGGGUGAUAUUGGGUUUCAACCGUCUAUCAUUGCUUCGUCUCCCACUCCACCACCUUCUGUUGAAUUGGAAGUAGUGCCACUUAGUCAAGAAUCUCCUUCGUCUGAUCUUGUUAAUUCUCUUGACCAAGCUGGUGUUAGUGUUGUCACUAAGGAUGAUACUCAAGCUGUUUUGCCUAAAUCUCGAUCUCGUGUUGUUGCUGUUCGUUUACCUUCUAUAACUCCUGCCAAACGCCCGAGUUCUGAUGACAUUGUUUCACCUCCUUCUAAACACCUUUGUGAAAAUUCUUUGAAACAAUCUCCAGUGUCUGCAACACCUGCAAAACGUCCAGCUGAAGAAGAGUGUAUUUCUUAUCGUCGUCUCAAAUCUCUCCGCUUUGAGUAUGAUGAUGUGGCUUUACUUGUUUUUACAGAUCCUAGUAGUUUUGAAGAAGCUAUGUCUAGUGAAGAAGCUGAGUUUUGGCUUGAAGCCUGUGUUAUUGAAAUGUCGUCUCUUAAACGCAAUGGUACUUGGGAAUUGGUUGAUCUCCCACCUGGUCGCAAGGCUAUCAAUAGCAAAUGGGUGUUUAAAGUUAAGCGCAAAGCUGACGGUUCAAUUGAACGUUACAAAGCCCGUCUCGUGUGUAUUGGAUUUUCGCAAGUUGAAGGUAUUGAUUAUACUGAAACUUUUGCUCCCGUUGUUCGUUACGAGACUGUGAGGAUUGUUCUUGCUAUUGCUGCUCAGUUUGGGUUUCAGGUUCAUCAUAUGGAUGUCGAGACUGCAUUUCUUAAUGGUGAUCUCAAAGAAGAUAUUUAUAUGAGACAACCUAAAGGCUUUGUUGUCAAAGGUCAGGAAUCUAAAAAGAUUCAUGGUGCUCUUGUCAAACUUGGGUUUAUUCGUAAUGAAAGUGACUACGGUGUGUAUACCAAAGGAUCUGGGUCUACCAUGGUCAUUAUUGCACUGUAUGUUGAUGAUUUACUUAUUUCUGGCAAUUCUUCUGAGGUCAUUGCCAAAACCAAGUCUUCUUUGUCAUCUAUGUUUAAGAUGAAAGACUUGGGCCCAGUCGAGCAGUUCCUUGGCAUGAGAGUUAAGCAGUCACCUUACCAUAUUACUGUGGAUGUUUCACGUUAUAUUUUUGAUAUGUUGGAGGAGUUUGGUAUGCAGAAUUGUUCAAGUGUCAAGACUCCUUUACCCACUCGUGAUCUUUCUGAUUUUUCCGAGUCUGACUCUGCUACCGAUGCCUCCAUGUAUCGCAGUAUUAUUGGUAAGCUGAUUUAUGCUGCUAAUUGUGCUCGUCCUGAUCUUGCUGUUGCUGUUAGCUUUCUUUGUCGAUAUAUGCAGAGUCCUAAGUCUAUUCAUAUGGAAGCUGCUAAGCAUACUCUUCGUUAUCUUAAGGGUACUGCUGAACUUGGUCUUGAAUAUCGAGCUCAGAAAGUCUACAAGCUUGUUGGCUAUAGUGAUGCCGAUUAUGCACAGGACAAGCAGGACCGUAAGUCCUUUACUGGGUAUGUUUUUAUUCUGUCUGGUGGUCCCAUUACUUGGGCUUGUCGAAAGCAAGUUAGUCCUGCAUCGUCCAGCGUCGAGUCUGAGUACAUGUCAUUGUCUGAUGCGUCUAAGGAAUGCUUCUGGAUUAAUCAGUUGUUGUCUCUUUGCAAGAUUCCUGUUCCGUUGCCAGUGACUAUGUUUGAGGACAAUCAGGGAUGUAUUGCUUUGGCUCAGAACCCAGUGUUUCAUCGUCGCACCAAGCAUAUUGAUGUUCGGUAUCAUGUUGUGCGUCACUAUAUUCGCAGUGGAGUGAUUCAUCUGGAGUAUCUUGAUACUCAAGUGAUGUUGGCAGAUAUGUUUACUAAGAAUCUUGGUCGUGUGAAGUUUGAGACAUUGAGGGGACUACUUGGUAUGAAGGCAGUAGGUGAUUCUGCGACAAGGGGAGGUGUUGAGCAUGCAAUGUUGUCGCAGACUAGUGCAGUUGAUAAUGCACGUGAGUUUGGGUGGGAAACUAUGGUUGAUAACCUAUGUUUAUUUUAG